AGUUCCACACACUCACACACCGCACACUUCACCAAAGGACUUUUUUGACACGAUGCAGAAGCUGCCAUAUUGAUGAGAAAUACUCUCCCGAACGUUGCGGAAACACUACUUCAGCCUUUCGGAAUCGGAUCUGCGAGGCGGGGGGAGUAUUUUGAGUGGGUUUGGUAGUUUGGGUGGGCAGAAGCUCAAAGAGAGAAGUGCCAACUUCCUGGGCUCCUUAACCUCCUUGCCCAGUGCCAUCGCAUCAAGGCGGGCCCGAGCUUCCCAGGAGGAACUGGGACAGUCUGAGGUCAGCAAAAGACCAGGAGGGCAUCCACGUAGUCAGGGUGGAGAGAGUGCCAAGGAGACUAGGCAGUGUCAGAAUCGAGUUUCGGAAACUGAAAGGCUGAAAUCACGCCCUGAAAACAGUCAGUGUCACAAUAUCCCCAAUAGCCAACAACAAACCAGUCCUGCAAUCGUGACUGCUGCAGAACAGAAACUCCCUGACUGGGCUGAGGAUAUUUUAAAUACCUUCCUAGACAAAGGGAGUCCCAACCCUCCACUGCCUGUGAAACUCCAGCCCCAGGAAUCCACGGUCAACCCUCCUGGUGCUGUCCCUGAGCAGAGUCCGGGGGGGAGCUGUGAAUUGCUGUCGGUGAAGAAACAAGCCCGGGAUAAAACAGCACCCGCCAAACCUGCAAAGACUAAAUACGACAUUAUCAUCACACUGACCAAAGAGGAAGGCUGUGGGGGCAGGAAGGGGGAGCAGGAUGCAGUAGGGUUAGACCAGCAGGAGACAUCUGUCACAGGGAGAGUGAGACCAAGUCAGGCCAAUAUGACUGAGCGACGCCUAUCGGAUCAAGGUAGACCUGUUGGGCAGGUUCCUUUUGCCCACACUGUGGAAUGUCAGGGGAAUGCGGCGGCUGCUCUGAACACACCUCUCAGUAUCAGUUACUAUUCCGGUCCAGGAUACAGAGUAGGAGAACUCUCGCAACAUCCAAGAGAACACAUCACAACUUUUCAACCCCGUCUCAGCCCGAGGGAUCCAGGCUACAGCCGCUUCCUCCAGCUAUCCUACAACCUUCAGACUGACAGCAAAACAAUCCUUCCGAGGUUGACAAGUUUGCCAAGGUCCCUCCAGCAAGCACAAGGCUUAGAAAGUGGCCUAGACAAUACGGAAAAAUUGGCAGGUGAGAACAGUGAGUCAACAAAUACCAGGAGCCAACUACAAACUGAAACUACUGACUGCCUCUCCGGACUCGCGCCUUCUGAAAUUGUGAGGGGCCCUGAUUCCUCACAGAUUACAAACGGUACAGCGCAACUCCAGAGUAACGGAGGGUUCCGUGCCACCGAGAGAGCUACUUCAGGACCGUCAGGUAGCUCCUUGCAAAGGAGCACCACAAAUCCGAAGCACACUGAUUCUCAGACAUCCACUGCACAGGGAGACGCUGUUGUGACUGGUGGUGAUCUCCCGCUGCCUGGCAAUCCAACAGAGAGCAGCAAUACAGUGAAUAGUGACAGUCGAAGCCCCAUGAAUUCAGCAGGGUACGGAGGGAGAAAUGGAAGCGUUUCAGCUCAGCAGCCCAGCAACGAGCCUCCGUUUGGCCAAGGCGAUGUGUUCCAGACUGUGAAAUCCUCUGGACGUGCUCUCAAUGCACAGAACCCUGAUCACAAUGGCCUGGUUUCGAUUACACCACCCACUCCCAACAGUGAGGAAAGGGCACCUGCCACUUUGAAAUCGGAUCAGCUUCCUGAGCGACAGCCAAUUAAACUUACUUCCGCAAGUCCUGAAAUUGGGUCACUUCAAAACUCUGUAAAAUGCACUGCAGACUCUCUCAAGAUAGACACCACAGAAAAGCCUGUUCUCCAUUCUACAGGAGCCCUUGUCAAUGAUCCUGUGGAAAACUCCAAACAGGCUGGAAGCUCCAUAGCACUUGAUAGUGAGUCUCGAGCACAGACUUUCAAAUUCACACCCAUGAAGGCCGGACAAGAGGAAAUUGUUGAACAACAACUCCAAACUUCUAGAAACCACAUUUUAGAAAAUGAUCUGUCUCCUAAUAAUGUUUUCAUUCCCAAUCAAACAGAGAAAUGGUCCACCAAUGUCACUGACGACACUGAUAAUCUAUCAGAAAUAGAUGGGUUUGUAGACACCAUUCGGAACUUGGACUCCCCCAUGAUCUUGAGCCGUAACAAAGGUCCUAGGAACCAGAGGGCACAUUCCCUCUCCUCUUCUUUUUCCACACUGCCUCCCAUAGAAGAGGAUCAAACCAAUCCAAAGAAUUCCCUACCUUCUUCAUCAGACGGUGAGAAACCACAGCAGCUGAAAGAUGCUCUCGAUGGAAAAGUCUUGCCAAGCCUGCCCCCACAGCCUGUUUCACCAGCCCCUCAAAUCAAUUUCUCAAAGACUCUGAGAAAGGAAAUUCUCACCCCCAUGGAGAUGAUGAAGACACAGCUGGAGGAUAAACCCAGAAUUGGGACCUGGCACACUUCAGCAGACAAUGGUAUUAACUCCCAAUCAGAUCUCCUAGGAAUGACCAACUUGGAAUGCAAUGCAGAUUUGGAAAACAAAGAACCUUUUGGAGCAGAAAGCAGGUGGUCUCGACUCAGCAGCAGCUUGUUGUACUACAACAUUAAGAAGUCAACAGAGUCUUUCUCUAGCAGAUCAUUGGACCUGAAAUCAUCGAGUGCAAAUCCAAUAAGUCCCUCAACCAGAUCUCCAAAUCACUUACAAAGAAGUUUGUCACAUGAGGGUGUCACCAUGACAACAUUGACCCCUGACCAGCUCCCUAAACCAACUUUCCUUGCUGGUAUGAUUGAUGGUAAUGUGGAGAACACUCGAAGGCCCAGUCUACCAACCAGCAUUUCUGAAAAGCUGAUGGCUGGAUACUCCAGUCUGACAGACAAUAACAAGAAUCUUCAGUCCCGCAGAAUAUCGUCUGAUUUUGGCCAGCGCACUAUGACCAACGAAGCUCCAAAAAAAAUCACGGCUUUUCCAGAUGUAUGGAAAAAGACACCAAAGGAUCAAGGAAAGAUUAACAAACGACCCGGCAAGAUAAUCAUUUACGACAAGCCAAACUUCACUGGUUUUCAGAGAGAAAUUAUUUGUGAUGUGCCUGAUUGCUCAUCAUGGUCAUUUCCUGCUGUCAUUUCAGUAAGAGUUAUUCGAGGAUGCUGGGUGUUCUAUGAGAAGCCAGAUUAUAAAGGGAAGAAGUUCAUAUUUGAAGAGCAGGACGUGAAGUUGGCGGAUCCCUGGAGAGAGGAAGUUGAAGAAGAGACUGAAGAUCCUGACUCCAAUCCAUCUCCUAUCAAACCCAUCAUCAUUGGCUCCCUCAAAAGAGUAGUCAGGGACUACACCAUACCAGAAAUAUCUUUGUUCCCAGAGGCCGAUGGUGAGGGGAAGAAGCUGACGUUCCACUGUGAAUCCGAGGAUAUUCGGAUAUUUGGAUAUCCACCAAGAACAACCUCCAUCAUUGUCAAUUCUGGACUGUGGUUUGUUUACUCUGAGCCUUUCUUUGAAGGCCAGCAAAGUGUUCUGGAAGUGGGUGGCUAUCGAACACUGGAGGAAUGGGAAGCAGAGAAACCACAAGUGGGAUCCCUGAUACCUCUACAAAUGGGUCCGCCCAGGGUGGAGAAGCCUAAUGAACCAAUGGUCACCAUUUUUGAGAAGAUGUACUUUUCUGGGAGAAGCAGAGAUGUGUACAAUGACUCCUCAGACUUCCUGUCCAGAUACCCCAACACUGGUGCUGCCCUCUCUAAUGCUGGUUCCAUUAAAGUACAUGGGGGAAUAUGGGUUGGCUACUCUAAGGAAGGGUUCAGGGGUCAUCAGUAUCUCUUGGAAGAAGGCGAGUUCAUGGACUGGAGGACAUGGAGUGGCUGUGAUGAGGAUUUGAAGUCACUGCGCCUCAUCCGGGCAGAGUUUUUCAACCCCGCGAUUGCUCUGAACAACAGAAUUGACGAUGAAGAAAGUGAUCCAAUUAUGAUCACUGAGUCCAUCCCAGACCUGGAGCUGGUUGAUGUCGAAAACCACGUACAAUCCAUGAAAGUUAUGAGUGGAGUAUGGGUGGCUUACGAAGGUGUCAAUUAUUCCGGAGCUCAGUACAUUGUCGAGAAAGGAAUUUACCGGAAUCCUCAGGACUGGGGUGCCCAGAAUUGUAAGAUUAGCUCCCUGCACCCUAUCUUACUGGUGGAGCCAAGCAAUCCGCAACUCCACUUGAAGAUAAAGGCCUAUGCAGAGGUGGAAUUCGGUGGACGCUGCAUGAUGCUUGAGGGGGACAAGAUGGGGCUCCCAAAAGAUUUUAAGAUGCAGUCUUGCAGGGUCCUAAGUGGCAGUUGGGCGCUGUAUGAGGGCCAGGAUUACAAUGGGAGAGUCUUUGUGGUUGGUGAGGGAGACUAUCCAGACCUCCCAUCGAUGGGCUGCAGGGUGACUGCCCACAUCCGAAGUGUGAUGGCCAUACCGCACGUCUUCUCCGAGCCUUCAAUCACUUUAUACAGUUUGGAGAACUUUGAAGGAAAGGAGAUUGAACUUGACUCUGAAUUGAAGAAUCUGGUCUCCGACGGUUACAAUAAUCUGGUUCUGUCCCUCCGUGUCAGUGGUGGUGUCUGGGUGCUGUAUGAGCACAGCAACUUCCGAGGUCGCCAAGUGCUCCUGGAGCCCAUUGAGAUUUCUAACUGGCCCAAAUACAGUGGCUUCUUGAGGAUUGGAUCCUUAGCACCAGUCUCACAGAAACCUGCAUUUUUCCACAUCAAGAACAAAGAGACAAAUGACCUCCUGUCGGUCACUCUGUGUCAGGAGGAUGUGAAGUCUGGACGGGUCAUUGUGGCUGCAGAGAAUACGGAACUGGAGCAGCUCUGGUUCUAUGAGAAGGGGCUGCUGAAACCCAAAUUUGCUCCAGAACUGAGCCUCCAAACCAUUGGCGCAUUGAGUGAGACUGGCACAAAGGUUGUGCUUUGGUCUGAGAAGCGGGUGCCAAGGCAUUGUUGGACAUUUGAAAGGAGUGGAACAAUCCAGAGCGUCUUGUACAAGGGACUUGUACUCGACAUCAAAGGUGGCAAGUCUUACGAUCGGGACAGUGCGAUUAUCUGUAAACACGACGAGGAGAAUCCGCUCCAGCAGUGGGAGAUUCAGAUGCUUUGAAAACAGAAACUGCUAAGGAGCACCCUGACACACACACACACACACACAUACACCCAUGGAUAAACCACCACCACCACCCCACCCCCCACCACCCACCUCCCCGAUCAGCCACGUUCACUGCUUAUCAGGAACUGAACAACUCCUCACCGUGACACCGGGGAUUACUCUCUUACAAACAACUGCCCUCUCAGAGGCAGCUUCCAUACCCACUGGAUGUCACUGUGUGUGAUGUCCCAUUGCUACCGCAUUGACUCUUGUUCUCCACUUUAUGCAUAGAGAGCCUCAGAGAAUGGGGCGGGGGAGGGCUGAGGAUGUAGGUGAAAGGUAAGAGAGUCAGAAGGGGGCAGAACUUUCACAGUGUUUUUCUAUAUAAGCAUGUUAAUUCAUUGAGUGUUUGGGAAUACUGACUCAGAAUUCCAAGGGGAAGGAAUGGGACGGAGUGGUCUGGAGUUAGAGGGAACUCUUUUUCUUUCACAAAACAACACCUCAUUGCAACUUAAGUGCAGUUGGGCUGUAGUCAUGUCGGUGCAGUGUCUGAGUUUUGUACAAGAUUGGGAGGGGAAAGGGUUUACACGAUAAGAAUUUCAGAGGAGGGCUGGUGGGAUUUUCUCUGGUCAGAUUUCAGACGGUGUGUGGCAGGAAGUGAACUCGGGUACCACACCGCCCUGUGACCCAACAUUUUAACUCCCCCUCCCACUCAGCCGAGAACACGGAGGUCCUGGGCCUGCUUCACCCCCGCUCCCUCACCACUCGAUGCCUGGAGUAAGAAUGCCUCAUCUUCCGCCUCGGAACACUUCAACCCCAGGGCAUCAAUGUGGACUUCAACAGUUUCCUCAUUCCCCCUUCCCCCACCUCACCCUAGUUCAAAACUUCCAGCUCAGCACUGUCCCCAUGACUUGUCCUACCUGCCUAUCUUCCUUUCCACCUAUCCACUCCACCCUCUUCCCUGACCUAUCACCUUCAUCCCCACCCCCAUUCAACUAUUGUACUCUAUGCUACUUUCUCCCCACCCCCACCCUCCUCUCAUUUAUCUCUCCACCCUUCGGGCACUCUGCCUUUAUUCCUGAUGAAGGGCUUUUGCCUGAAACAUCGAUUUUCAUGCUCCUCGGAUGCUGCCUGAACUGCUGUGCUCUUCCAGCACCGCUCUAAUCCAGAAUCUGAAGUAGCUCAACCUUUCUGUUUGGUAGCUUCACAGGUUCAGUCUAUUCUCUUUGUAUGGGAGACACUGGCACGUACAGGGAGUUCACAGCACUGACAUUCACAAAGGCUCGAGUUUCAUUUUUAUUCCUGUGUUUCUGAGGUUUGCUUGAUUCUAGUUCCCAAUCCCAUUUAGGAUUUACAACUCUGAAUUCAUCAUAUCAUCAGGUAUACCAACAGGAAUAGGCCCUUCAGCCUACUCAUACCGUUCAACAAGAUCAUGUCGGGUCUGAGAAUGGCUUUAGCUCCACUUUCUGCUUGACCCCCCCCAUAACCUUUAACUCCACUGUUGUCAAAAAUUGGUCUAACUCCGUUUUGAGGGCGUGACCCAGCCUCCACUGCUCCCUGACUAAAGAAUUCCAAAGGCUAAUGAGGGUAAACAUUCCUUCUCAUCUCAUUCUGAAGUGGGAACUCUCAUUUUUAAACUUUUCCCAUUAGGUCUGGGUUCCCCAAUAAUCAUAAAACCCCUACAGUGAGGAAGAAGGCCAUUUGGUCCAUGAAAUCCUCACUGAUCCUCUGAAGCAUAUUCCACCCCCCAACUUUCCCUGUAAUCCUGCAUUUCCCAUGGCUAAUCCACCUCGCCUGCACACCUUUGGACUCCCAGUGUAUGCCUUCAGUCCUUCUCAGAAUUUUAAGCCUUAACUGGAUAUUCCUCACUCUCCAGUAGACCCCCCAACUUAUUCAACCUGUCAUCAUUAGGCAAUUUCUACAUCCCAGCAACCGGCAAAGUGAGCUUCCUUUCUGAACUUAGCUUCAACUCAGCAUGGUAUCCCUGGGGAAAAUGCCAGUGCAACUGUACCCCUCCCCCUAACCAGGAGAGAGUCAGUAUCAGUGCAACUGUUAUCACCCCCACCCCAAGAUAGAGUCAGUGCAACUGUAUUCCUCCCCCCGAAGAGACUGUCAGUGUCAGUGAGACUGUACCACUCCUGAUCCCCUCCAUGAAACUGUCAGUGUCAGUGAGACUGUACCACUCCUGACUCCCUCAGUGAGUUUGUACCACUCCCACCUCCCCUCUCUGUGAGUGUCAAUGUCAGUAAGCCUGUACCAGUCCCGCCCCCUCUGUGAGACUCAGUGCCAGCGAGACUGUACUACUCCCACCUCUCCCCCACCCCCUGUGAGACUGUACCACUCCCACCUCCCCCCCACCCCCCGUGUGACUGUACCACUCCCGCCCUCCCACCCCCUGUGAGACUGUAUCACUCCCACCCCCUCUCCGUGUCAGUGCCAGUGGAAUACAGAAAGCUGACUGUGUGGUGCUGCUGCUGCUCUUUAAGCAAAGCCCUCCUCAUUUCGGAGUUUGUUAACACUUUGAUAUUAUCCAAAAUAUUCAAGUUCUAAUAUGAUUUGUGAUGCUGGGACAUAAACAUUGCACCCACCAAAUGUUUUACAUAAUGGAGACACCAAGUAAUAGCUUUGAUUGUAGAGUUUUAUAAGCACAAUAAAUUUUAUAUGAAAAGGAUCAGGAAUUCUGUGUAAAGAUGGGUAAA
Hemiscyllium ocellatum (epaulette shark) is the source of this 7797-nucleotide messenger RNA. Its product is annotated as beta/gamma crystallin domain-containing protein 1-like. Lineage: Eukaryota; Metazoa; Chordata; Chondrichthyes; Orectolobiformes; Hemiscylliidae. The record is from RefSeq and is a predicted model, not a curated record. The transcript is spliced from 21 exons. The coding region runs from base 815 to 5113 and encodes 1432 amino acids.